GCCGCACAGUAAACCGGAAGUUGGUUGUGACGCACUACGCAUGCCCUUGAAAAAAAAACGUCAGAGCUACUUUGAUGACGGUUGUCACUACUCCGCUUAGCCCACCGCUUUCAAAACACAUCAGGUCUACGACAACAGCGCCAUGGGGUUUCUACUGUCUAAAUCCAUGGACGCGAACUUUAAAAAGCAACAAGAAUUCAUGCUCCACACUUCACGGCUGCAGAUGGAACGCCAGCUCCUGAUGCAGAACCAGAUGAGGGAGAGACAGAUGGCGAUGCAGGUCGCCUGGUCCAGAGAAUUUCUCAAAUACUUUGGGUCUUUCUACGCCGUCACUACAGUCGGACUCACAUUAGGUGCCCUUAAAAGAAGGAACCCGUCCCUAUUGGCUCCCAUCAUCCCUCUCAGCUUUAUAUUGGCUUUCCAGAUGGACAGCGCCUACGGGACACUUAUUCAUCGCAUGAGAGGGGAGGCUGAGAGCGUUAUGACGUCUGAACAUGACCGCCUGGACCUUCCUCACGGGACUCCAACUUUCGAAAGCAUAGAGAAAGCCCGCCGCGCUAGAAGCAGCCUCGCCUCCUUCUUGGAGAACUGACGUGUUGGUUGUCGCAAAAGUCCAGUCGAUGCGUUCACACGCUCGGCUUUUGCUUUCAAAAAACUCGCGGAAGCCAACCGUCUUUUUUCCCAAAUUUAUUUUCACGGGAUGUGUCAAAUAUUCUCAAUAAGUCUCAAUAUUAUUGAAUAUAUUUGGUUGGUAAAUGUAGGUCAAACUAAAUAUUUAAGUUGGUAAGUAGUACGCUGUCAUCACUGUAUUCAGUCAUUGAGUAAAUCAAUUGAACCUUUAUAAAAAGAUUAUUGCAUAGUGACAAAUCAUGAAAGCUGCGCCCCGAAUCCAGACCAUAAACUUAUUAUAUACUACGUACCAUAUCUAAUCUACAAGUUAUCUACAAGGUAUAAUUUUACCGGUUAGUAUUCAGAAAUAUACCAUAUUUUAUUAAUAACAACAAUAAUUCUUUUUCAUCCUGUCUGCCUUCAGUAUGAAAGUACUCAUCGCAUAAAAUAUACCGACAUGUGAAUGAAUCGGCAGCAAAAGUAGACCCCUGGUGUGUAACCGCUUCUUAGUGUUAAAGGAUUUGAUACUUGUCAGUUUUCCAAAAUUUGAGCUGUACCUGCCGCCUCCCACGGUGCAUUUUACCCAGCUGCCCCGGCCGGUGUCCUUUGAGUACCUCUCAUUUGCCAACGAGCCGUGUUCUGUACUCACGCUGCUGGUUUGACCUCUACAGGCCAGUAAACCUCCACAGUGUGAUAACAGUUAACAGAUCGGGGAAAAAUGAAAGACGCAUUGAGAUUCUGCCCAGCAGAGGGCACAAAGGGUUUAAAACGCUGUCGAAGUAGCACAACCUCUCCAGAGUCUGAUCGAGGCUCGAUCGAUUUGCCUGCUUUCACAUCAGGGAGAAACAGAACCACUUGAAUUGUUGUUGUGUAUAUUUUCUUGCCACCUGGUAACUUGUACUCAAAAGUGGCUACAGAGCGAUGAAAUUGUUAAUAUGAAAAGUAUUAAACACUGCAGACAUUUGUCAUGAGAGCGGAAGAUUGUUGUUACUCCAAAACUGUCGCUGAAGCUUUCGGUCAUCGUUUCGUAAAGCGUUGAUUCUCGCUCAGGAGCUUCAUGGCUUAAGCAUUGGUGCACCUUCUUACUCAUUAUGUAAAAUAUUAUAUUUAUGCAUUGUUUAUCAUUUUGACUCGUGUUCAACAUCAUGGAAAUGAUAUUUGGACAAAAUAAAUAUUGCCAACACUCGUCGA
This is a messenger RNA of Gasterosteus aculeatus aculeatus (three-spined stickleback), 1800 nucleotides long. It is a transcript of the gene plgrkt, whose product is annotated as plasminogen receptor, C-terminal lysine transmembrane protein. Gene Ontology annotation, biological process: positive regulation of plasminogen activation. The record is from RefSeq and is a predicted model, not a curated record. Lineage: Eukaryota; Metazoa; Chordata; Actinopteri; Perciformes; Gasterosteidae. Gene Ontology annotation, cellular component: plasma membrane.